Exaiptasia diaphana is the source of this 1332-nucleotide messenger RNA. RefSeq lists its product as uncharacterized. NCBI's taxonomy places the organism in Eukaryota, Metazoa, Cnidaria, Anthozoa, Actiniaria, Aiptasiidae. The coding region runs from base 1 to 1332 and encodes 443 amino acids. The transcript is spliced from 4 exons. Gene Ontology annotation, molecular function: methyltransferase activity. The record is from RefSeq and is a predicted model, not a curated record.
AUGGACCAAUCAAUGCAAAGUAAAUGGCAGCAAAUUAUCAAAGAUGUUACCUCACCUCAGCCUCCAUCCACGAGUGACAAAGGUUCCCUUGUAGUGGUAGGGUCGGGGAUUAUGUGUGUUGCGCACUUUACAAUGGAAACUCUUAACCAUAUCCAGGAUGCUGACAAAGUGUUUUAUCUCGUAACUGAUCCUGUCACGGAGAUCUACAUCCAGGAACUGAGACCCGAUGCCAUCGAUUUGUUUGUUCUUUAUGACGAGAACAAGGAACGAGCCACAACCUACGCCCAGAUAACAGACGUCCUUCUUUACUAUACCAGGAGGGGGCAGAAAGUUGUUGUAGUAUUCUAUGGACAUCCUGGAUACCUGGUCAACCCAUCCCACAAAGCUGUCCAGAUUGCCAGGUCUGAGGGGCUCUCUGCUMUAGAACUACCAGCCAUUUCAUCCCUCGAUACCAUGAUCUCAGAGCUCGGUUURGAACCUGGAAUUCCUGGUCUCCAAGUCUUAGAGGCAACAGAUCUUCUAAUGUAUUCCAGGAAGUUGUUAACAGACAUCCAUGUGGUCAUCAAUCAAGUAGGCUGUGUUGGUGAUGUUACCUUCCAGUACAAUGGCUUUCCAAACCAACAUUUACCAGUUCUCAUUGAGUAUCUCAUUAGCCAUUACGGGGAAAGUCACGUUGUCUACAAUUARAUUGGGUCCCAAUUUCCCGUCUGUAAAUCUGUGGUCCAGAAAUUUAAACUGAUUGAGCUGUUGAGGCCUGAGAAUGCUGUAAACGUCCAGUCGAUGUCAACCUUCUACGUGCCACCACUGACAACAGGGAAGCUUAACGAAGAGGUCGCACGAAGAAUUGGUAUGGUCCGAGAAAACACAACGCAGAAAGUGAAUCACGCCAAAAUUGCAGAUGACGCUGCCAAAAAGUCGGAAAAAUCCAAAACUUCUGCGCUUUUUCCAGGAUGGAGCAUUUCCAGACAAUAUAAACCUGUUAAAAGUAGUCAACUUUCCAAGCUUCUCACAAAGAUCAGUAAGACGUCCGCGCUUGACUUCACACCUGAAGACGAAGCAGCACUGUCAGAAUAUCAGUCAAAGGCCCUUAGAACAAGGAAUUCAGACUGGAUUCAUUUUGCUUUGAAGAGUGAAGAAUACGAAAUAAAAGAGGCUAUGAGAAAACCACAAAACACUGAAGAAAAGCAAGGAAUGAUAAAUGCUGUAGACGGCCCACCAAUCACAAACCAGGCUUUGUCAAUCCACGGCAUGGCUUCACACUAUCACUCAAACAGAAUCUGCUGUAUUGAUUCAAAGCAAGAAAACCGAGAAGUUCAAAAACCAGUUAUUUGA